AUGCCCGGGGCUGGGCACCGAGGCGCAGCCCGGGCGAGAUGGCUGGGCACUGGGCUUUUGGGUCUCUUCCUGGUCCCUGUGUCCCUGUCGCUGGAGGUAUCUGUGGGAAAGGCCACUACCAUCUACGCUGUCAACGGCACGGAGAUCCUGCUGCCCUGCACCUUCACCAGCUGCUUUGGCUUCCAGAACCUGCGCUUCUGGUGGUCCUACAACAGCAGUGAUACAUUCAAGAUUCUCAUAGAUGGGAUUGUGAAGAAUGAGAAGUCAGACCCCAAGGUGAAGUUGAAAGAUGAUGACCGCAUCACUCUGGAGGGCUCUGUGAAGGAGAAAAUGAAUAAUAUUUCCAUUCUGCUGAGGAACCUGGAGUUCAGCGACACGGGCAAAUACACCUGCCACGUGAAGAACCCCAAGGAGAAUUAUCUUCAGCACCAGGCCACCAUCUUCCUCCAAGUUGUUGAUAAACUGGAGGAAGUGGACAACACAGUGACACUCAUCAUCCUGGCUGUUGUGGGCGGGGUCAUUGGGCUCCUCAUCUUCAUCCUGCUGGUUAAGAAGUUCAUCGCCUUCAUUAUCAAGAAGACUCAAGAGAAAAAGAAGGAGUGCCUCGUGAGUUCGUCAGGGAACGAUAAUACAGAGAAUGGGUUACCUGGCUCCAAGGCGGAAGAGAAAGCACCAAAAAAAGUGUGA
Messenger RNA from Lipotes vexillifer (Yangtze River dolphin), 687 nucleotides. It is a transcript of the gene SCN4B, whose product is annotated as sodium voltage-gated channel beta subunit 4. The record is from RefSeq and is a predicted model, not a curated record. NCBI's taxonomy places the organism in Eukaryota, Metazoa, Chordata, Mammalia, Artiodactyla, Lipotidae. Gene Ontology annotation, molecular function: transmembrane transporter binding; sodium channel regulator activity. Gene Ontology annotation, biological process: regulation of ventricular cardiac muscle cell membrane repolarization; regulation of sodium ion transmembrane transporter activity; cardiac muscle cell action potential involved in contraction. The coding region runs from base 1 to 687 and encodes 228 amino acids. Gene Ontology annotation, cellular component: voltage-gated sodium channel complex; plasma membrane. The transcript has 6 exons.